This is a messenger RNA of Trichobilharzia regenti, 4314 nucleotides long. Lineage: Eukaryota; Metazoa; Platyhelminthes; Trematoda; Strigeidida; Schistosomatidae. The record is from the annotation of a GenBank genome assembly.
AUGGGAAGCAGGCGACACUAUUCUUCCGCUUUCUACUUAUCAUCGUCAUCAUCAUCUUAUGUAUUCUCCAGUGUUGUUUUAUAUUUCAUUAUUUCAUUACUAACGUCAAUUGAAACAAGUGAACAAAUACAAUUCAAUGAAUUACACGCCUAUGAUCCAAUGAAAUGUCGAUCAACAAAUUAUCGUGGAAAAGUGAAUAUUGCUUUCGAUGGAACUGAAUGUUUAGAUUGGAAAGAUCAUAAAUCAUUUUAUAAACCUUAUUGGACGGAUGAAGAAGCUAUAAAAAAUCAAAAUUAUUGUCGUAAUCCUGGAAAUGAUUCAAAUGGACCAUGGUGUGUUGUUGGCGUGGGAAGAUUUAAAUACUGUGAUGUACCAAGAUGUGCUGAACAUGUUGGAUGUUAUGAAGGGAACGGUGAAGAUUAUAAUGGUGACCAAGAUCAAAUCUCAGAUGGACAGCCUUGUGCAAAAUGGCGAAUCAGUAAUUCGCGUAAAGAUCUCGGCAAUAAUGCUUCUAGUACAUCAGAUCCAGAGAUGGAAAAUUUUCGUGCCUGUCGAAAUCCCGGUGGUAUUAGAUCUCAACCGUGGUGUUAUCCUUUAAAUGGUCGAGGUGUCUCUUCUGGAGUACAAUAUUGUGAUAUUCCAAAAUGCUCUGAUCCCGGUAUCCUUGGCUAUCCAAUCUUUAUUAAUGGUAGUCAGUGUAUGACUAACUUUGUGCUGCAAAAACAACUUGUCAAAUUAGAGUCAUCUGCAGUUGUUGAAGUUCAGUAUUGUGUAGCACCGCAUGGAUUUAUUUAUCAACGACAUCGUGAAACACAUCUGCAUAAAUUCAAUCAUUUCUGUUUAUUCCUAGUUGGGAAAACAACCUACUGCCCUUCAGGUUUUAUUCGUACUAGACGAUUUCAGCCAAGUUUAGAGUUUAUUAGUCACGUUUCUGGCCCAACAGCUUGGCGGCCAACAUUUGAUAAUAUUUUACAGAUUAUAACAUGCUGUGUACAACCAGAAUUUUGGAGUAAUUCUACACAAAAUCCAUAUAUAUCUGUAGAAAUGAUAACAAAGCAUAAAGGCGAUUAUGACAGUUUAAGUAAUAGUAAUAUAAUGAAAGAAACAUCUGAAUCACGUACACAAGAUUCUACAUUAUCAUCGUAUACAACUGAUGCUGAUGAUUGGUUUUAUUUAAAACCCAGACGAAGAAUAACAGUUGGUGGAUUCUUUCCCCCACGUCGUCGUAAAUGGAUAACACGAUGGAAGCGUUCAGAUGAUGAUAUUUAUUCAGAUGACAGUACACUGGAGACGACAAACGCAAACUCAUCUUCAUCAACCUCAUCCAUGUUAUACACAUCUGAAAUUCUGCCUACACCAUCGUCUACCUUUUCGACACCACCAUUAUUCGUCUCAAUUCAUCAAUGUCCACCAGUCGAGGGGACAAACAGAUUAAUUGCACCACUGUUUCGCAAUGUUAUCCCUGAUCAGACACUUGGUGAUGUCCUACAAAAUUUAUUUCCAGAAAUAAGUUGUGAAUAUCGGGAAGCCAAAUCGGAGAUUCUACCGAAUACUGAAACUAGAGUUAGUCGACUCGCUUUACUAGUCAAUGAACCAACAUGUCCAAUUGCCUUUAAAAAGACUCAAAUCUCUCGACGUGUUGUCUUCAUUCUUGGUACAAGUGUCAGUCUUUGCUGGUCUACAAGUCGAUAUAAAGCUGAUUUUAUAUCAGUUAAAAAUCAACUACCGAUAGGAAAUUAUUGCAUGAUAUCAGAUAAUACAUUUGAUACCUCAAUAUCAAAUAGUUUCAGUGAAAAUGAUAAAGACAAAAGUUAUAAUUAUAAGUGUCCACAAGGCUUACGACAGAAUGAAAUCAAUUUUAUACAAGUUGGCUAUCGUUUGACAUUGUGCUGUUCAUCGAAUGCACCAGCAAAUUUAACAGAAGUAGACGAUGAAUCCAUGCCACCAAUAGAUAAGUCAAACUAUCAAGCUCCGCUUGGAAUUACUCCACCAUUUGCUGUCAUUCAAAAUGGUCCAAUUUGUCCAACAUUUUAUGCUGGUGACACUAAAUUGGCAUUGGUUCAAUACAAUCGUCCAAUACCUCGUCCGUAUGGUGAUCAAAUUGAAUUAAUUGGACCAGAUGAUCCUGUUAAAUUGUACGGAAUCCCAAGUUUAGUUAUUUGUCAAUAUUUAAAUCAAGGAACCAAAAUUGGUGUCAAAUCUCUACGUUACAACUGUGAUGGUUUGGGAUAUCGACAUAUGAUAAAUUAUGAUGGAGCUACUUGUGGAUUUGAGACUAACUCCAGCGUUAUUUUCCCACCAGGAAAAUACUGUUUCCUUCAGUUAUCGGUGACAUGUCCUCCAGGCUUCAUUUCAAAAAGUGGUGUUGUACGUUUAGGUUUUACAUUGGAAAAUUCAGGCAGAGCAUGUUGUCGUAAUGAAGAGUCAAUAGGUGCAAUUAAACUGCCAAUUAAUCUGAAAGCUCCAUUUAAACUACCUGCUGUUUAUCAACCUUGUCAAACCAUAGAAAAUUUCAACGUUGAUGCUGAAUUACACCAAUGUGUAUAUUAUCCAAAAGGAAACAGGUCACACUUUAUGCUUGUCUGGCCACGUGUUGUAUCCGGUGUAAAUGAAACCGGUGAAGUCAGUGAUAACAGUAAUAAAACCUCUGUCCCAAAACAUUGCUCAAAGUUGCCGAGAAAAAGAGCUGGAUUCCGACGAAGUCAACUGGGACGAUUGUCAACCUUAUUCUUUAACAUCAUGCAAGAUCAAUGGCUUACAUAUAAACGACCUCGAUGGACAACACGUGGAACUGAUACUGGUGAAAUAUGCUUUAAUGAAGUGAAUCUAGACAAUCUACCCACACUGGCUAAUGGUCCAUCAGGUUAUUGUAUUUCUGUAUUUGGCAGCUGUCCGUAUAAAUUCUUUAUAGAGAGUGGAGCUGCACCAUAUAUGAAUACUGUGAUAUGUUGUUUAUCUAGAGAAUAUAUGCCUGAUAUAGAGAAACAGAAAUCUCAAACACCGUCAUCAUCAUCGGCAGCAACAGUUCAAUCAUUUGUUACACUUGGUUACCCAUCACCAGAGGAUAAAAAAGCCUUAGUUAAUUUCACUGGUACAAAGGUAUUGAAUACAUAUGAACAAAUUAAAGAUUAUAAAUACUGUCCACAAUUCUAUGAUAUACAAUUGAAACGUCGUGUUGUAGAAAGUAUGUUUGUUCCAGAGAGUUUAUCACGUGGACUAUGGUAUCGACAAAGGAAUAUACUCACGCUAUUCAAUGUGACUAAACAGAAUGCUAUGCUGUUUGAAUCACUGACUGGUAUUUGGUUGGAUAAUGCCAUUGUACAUGUUAUAUAUUGUGAAUAUGGGACUAGUAAAACACCUGUUGAUGAUCAUCAAGGUUGGCCUGUUGCAAAUUAUGCUAUACCGAAAUCUUUAAAUAAUUGUCCCAAAGGUUCAGUGAAAGCCACAAUGAGGCAUCAACAGGAUAGAUAUGGAUUCCAUUAUUCCCAACCAAUACACUUGGACGGAGUCUACUUUAAGCGUAAAAAGGAUGUAUUAUUAGAUUAUUGUGUAUUUACUGAUCAUCAUAAUAGCUAUCGUACAGGGAACUAUGGAGCAGAAGAAUCAUUACCAGCUGGACACUACUGUGUUUUACGCGUUAAUGGCAACUGUCCAACAGAUUUCACUGAGGGAGUUUUAAGUAUACUAGAAGGUCCAGAGAAGUUGGAUCGUUCGAAAGAUAGCCUGGAUUCAAGCAUCAACUCAAAUUUGGAUCCAACGCAACAGUCAUCUCCAACACCAGAUAUUAUUCGUAUUCGAGCGCAUAUGAAACAGAGUAAAUCAAAAAUUGAUCGACUGAAUUACCACUUUUGUUGUCGAACUGAUUCACCAAGUGUUGAUACGCCUAUUGAAGGUUUUCCACCGGAAAGUGGUCCAUUCUAUUUGUACAGGGUUGGAGAUAAAUGUCAACAGAUUGCUGGAAUGCAUGUCACAGAGGAGUAUAUCUGUGUAGAUGCACCGAAUAAAGGUGAUCCAAACUGGUGGUCCAUCGAUCAAAAUCAUACCUGGUCACCAUAUAAUGUUAAAGGCAUAGCACCAGCACGUGUACCAUAUCAUGAUUUCUGUGAUGUUGAAAUUAAUCUGUGCUAUUAUGAACAAGCUCCUUCAUCUACUGAAAAUGAAGAAACAGAGAGUUAUCAGAUUGAAGGUGAAUGGCCAAUAGGUCAAUAUGCUUUACCAAAUGUACAUAGAAAUGAUUUAAAUAAAGCCUGUCCACCAGGAUUUACACAACACUAUUAUUCAUUGAUCAAUAAUCAAGCCGCAUUUUUGAAUUAG